Molecule: messenger RNA, 507 nt
Organism: Staurois parvus
Lineage: Eukaryota; Metazoa; Chordata; Amphibia; Anura; Ranidae
Source: the annotation of a GenBank genome assembly
CAGAGGCACACCGGGCUGGACUCCGGGCAGAGGCACACCGGGCUGGACUCCGGGCAGAGGCACCAGGCGAAGCAGCAGCAGCAGAGGGCCCCCGGGCGGAGCAGCAGGCACCGGGCCCCCGGGCGGAGCAGCAGCACCGGGCCCCCGGCGGGGCGAACGGGCCCCGGGCGGGCAGCAGGCACCGGGCCCCCCGGGCGGAGCGGCAGGCACCGGGCCCCCGGGCGGAGCGGCAGGCAUCGGGCCCCCGGGCGGGGCGACAGGCAUCGUGCCCCCAGGCGGGGCGACAAGGCAUCGUGCCCCCAGGCGGAGCGGCGGGCGCCGGACCCCCCAGGCGGAGCGACAGGUCUCGGGCCCUCAGGCGGGGCGGCGGGCGCCGGGACCCCCAGGCGGAGCGACAGGUCUCGGGCCCUCAGGCGGAUCCGGCGGACUGAGCGGCGGGUCGCCGGGACCCCCAGGCGGAGCGACAGUCUCCGGGCCCUCAGGGCGGAGCGGCGGGCGCCGGACCCC